This is a messenger RNA of Thalassophryne amazonica, 1409 nucleotides long. RefSeq names its product charged multivesicular body protein 1A (gene chmp1a). The transcript has 7 exons. Gene Ontology annotation, biological process: endosome transport via multivesicular body sorting pathway; protein transport; late endosome to vacuole transport. Gene Ontology annotation, cellular component: ESCRT III complex; multivesicular body. The record is from RefSeq and is a predicted model, not a curated record. Bases 134 to 730 code for a protein of 198 amino acids. Lineage: Eukaryota; Metazoa; Chordata; Actinopteri; Batrachoidiformes; Batrachoididae.
AGCCGAGCGUCUGAGGUCACGUGUCUGUCUGUGGACACGGAAAUGCUUCGUCAGUUGCAGUGAUCAAUCAAAACAAUCUCAAAGUGAUUUUUUUUCCCCCUUCCUCAUUAUCUUGAGCUGCAUUAGCAUCGUCAUGGACGAAACAAUCUUCCAGCUGAAGUUUACUUCCAAGCAGCUCGAGAGACUGUCCAAGAAGGCGGAGAAGGACGCUGACAAGGAGCGGGCCAAAGUUAAGAAGGCGCUCCAGCAGAAAAACACAGAAACUGCUCGCGUUUAUGCAGAGAACGCCAUUCGGAAGAAGAACGAGAGUCUUAACUGGCUGCGUUUGUCAUGUCGUGUGGAUGCUGUGGCCUCAAAAGUCCAGACUGCUGUCACCAUGAAGGGAGUGACCAAAAACAUGGCCCAGGUGACCAAGGCCCUGGACAAAGCUCUGGGCUCCAUGGACCUCCAGAAGGUCUCUGCAAUCAUGGACAAGUUUGAAGGCCAGGUCCAGAACCUUGAUGUCCAUACCUCAGUCAUGGAGGACUCCAUGAGCUCAGCUAUGACGCUGACCACUCCCCAGAACCAGGUGGAUGACCUGAUCCAGCAGAUAGCUGAGGAAAGCGGCCUGGAAGUCAUGGACCAGCUCAGCCAGCUGCCUGCAGGAGCCACCUCCAUUGGUGCAGAGAGCUCGCGGAGCCAGGAGAAGGAGGAGCAGCUGUCCCGAAGGUUGGCUGCUUUGAGGCAUUGAGAGCAGCUGCAGUAACCAUGACGACAGGAGCCACGGCGACGGGAGCUGUUUUUUUUUAUUGAACUGUUGCUGCAGCUCAUCCCCAGCUUCACCUUCCUGUUGUGUCUUUUACUUCCUGUUGUUUUUUUUGUUUUGUUUUUUUUAAAUAAAGCUCUUGGACAUGUUUGCUGUAAGCCACUGACAAAACAGGGGUGUGAUAAUCAGAUCAGGUUGUGGGCUGAUGGUUCUGUGGGCGGAGCCUGUUUCAGUCCAGGCGUUAGGGCUUCACUGCGUGCACACACUAUCCUCAGAUUUUCUUCUUUUGUAAAUUGUUUCCUACUUUAGGUUUUGUGGAUGCUGUUUUGUUUUUGUUUAUCUUCGUUUGCCUUAUUUGGUGGUGUCGCAGCGUCCUGUCUGUACUGUCUGACAACCAGCUGAAGCUGAACGUCAUCGCCAGACCGUCACUUACUGCUGAUGAGACCACGCCUCCAAACGAGAGAAGCCAAAACAGCGCCAUCACUCCCAGUGGCUGCUUUCAGUACUGCAUGAGCUCCGCCUCCUCCAGGUCAGUCAGGGACAUGCUAGAACUCUCAACUCUGAAGAGGGGUGGAGCUUAGGUGAUGACCCUGUUUGACAAAAUGUUAUGGACAGAUUUAUGAAGACUGUCGGGAGACGUCAAAUAAACUUUGGUUGCGGUUCA